Castor canadensis (American beaver) is the source of this 3445-nucleotide messenger RNA. Lineage: Eukaryota; Metazoa; Chordata; Mammalia; Rodentia; Castoridae. The record is from RefSeq and is a predicted model, not a curated record.
UAGGGGCCCCCGCUCCUCUAGGAGGAAGAGCCCGCUCCUUCCUGCCGCUGGUCCGUUACUGGCCGGCUCGGCUCUCUCUGGCGCCGGACCCACCACCCUCAAGAGGGACGGCACCCCGAUCGGCCCCGCGCUCGGUAGCCGCAUCUGGGCGUGGCAGGAGGACCUGCGCCCCGCGCUCCCCCCCCGCCCCCGCACCAUGAGCGCGCGCCUGCCGCUCGUGCUGCGCCAGCUCGGCCGCCCGCCGCGGACCCCGGGUCUGCCGCGCCAUCUCCGCGCACCCUGUCGCGCCAGCAGCGGCGGUGGCGGUGGCGGGGUUCCGGAGGGCCUGCGCGGGCAGGGACGGCUGCAGAAUGGCCAGGCCUGGAGCAGCAGCGGUCCCGGCAGCCCGGCGCCCUCCGCGCGGGACUCCAUCGUCAGGUGAUCAUUCCACAAUUCAAAAGAAGUUCUGAGUUUGUUGCAAGAAAAAAACCCUACCUUUAAGCCGGUUCUUGCUAUUAUUCAGGCUGGUGAUGACAACUUGAUGCAGGAAAUUAACCAGAAUUUGGCUGAGGAGGCUGGUCUGAACAUCACGCACAUCUGUCUUCCUCCAGACAGCGGGGAGAAUGAGAUUAUAAAUGAAAUCUUGAAGAUUAACGAAGACACCAGAGUACAUGGCCUUGCCCUUCAGAUCUCUGAAGACUCAUUUAGCAACAAAGUACUCAAUGCUUUAAAACCAGAAAAAGAUGUGGAUGGGGUGACAGAUAUCAAUCUGGGGAAGCUGGUGCGCGGCGACGCCCAUGAGUGCUUUGUUUCACCUGUCGCCAGAGCCACGAUUGAACUUACUGAAAAAUCAGGUGUCAGCUUAGAUGGGAAGAAGGUGUUGGUGAUUGGGGCUCACGGAUCCUUGGAAGCUGCCCUACAGUGUCUGUUCCAGAGAAGAGGGUCCCUGACGAUGAGUUCCCCGUGGAAAACGUCUCAGCUUGAAAGCAAGCUUCAGGAGGCUGACAUUGUGGUCUUAGGUUCUCCUAAGCCGGAAGAGAUCCCGCCUGAGUGGAUCCAGCCAGGAACCACUGUUCUCCAUUGCUUCCAUGACUUCCUGUCAGGGAAGCUGAGAGGUGGUUCUCCCUGGGUGCAUGGGAGUGGACUCAUUGCAGAAGGUGAUGUGAGCCUUCUUGCUGCAGCUCUGCGGAUUCAGAACAUGGUAAGCAGUGGAAGGCGGUGGCUCCGUGAACAGCAGCACAGGAGGUGGCAGCUGCACUGCUUGAAGCUACAGCCUCUCUCCCCAGUACCAAGUGAUAUUGAGAUUUCCAGAGGACAGACUCCAAAAGCUGUGGCUGUCCUUGCCAAGGAGAUAGGACUGCUUGCAGAUGAAAUUGAAACGUAUGGCAAAAGCAAAGCCAAAGUGCGUCUGUCUCUCCUGGAAAGGUUAAAGGAUCAAGCAGAUGGGAAAUACGUCAUAGUUGCUGGGAUCACGCCCACCCCCCUUGGAGAAGGGAAGAGCACGGUCACCAUUGGGCUGGUGCAGGCACUCACUGCCCACAUGAAUGUCAACUCCUUCGCCUGCCUGAGACAGCCUUCCCAAGGACCCACUUUUGGAGUGAAAGGAGGAGCUGCAGGUGGUGGAUAUGCCCAAGUCAUCCCCAUGGAGGAGUUCAACCUGCACUUGACCGGGGACAUCCACGCCAUCACUGCUGCCAAUAACUUGCUGGCUGCUGCCAUUGACACGAGGAUCUUGCAUGAAAACACUCAAACAGAUAAGGCUCUGUAUAAUCGGCUGGUUCCUUUAGUGAAUGGUGUCAGAGAAUUUUCAGAAAUUCAACUUGCUCGGCUGAAGAAACUGGGGAUAAACAAGACAGAUCCGAGUGCACUGACAGAAGAGGAAGUGAGUAAAUUCGCCCGGCUCAACAUCGACCCCUCCACCAUCACAUGGCAGAGAGUGGUGGACACCAAUGACCGCUUUUUACGAAAAAUAACCAUUGGGCAGGCGAGCACGGAGAAGGGAUGCUCCCGGCAGGCACAGUUUGACAUUGCAGUGGCCAGCGAGAUCAUGGCAGUGCUGGCCCUGACUGACAGCCUUGCGGACAUGAAGGAGCGUCUGGGAAGAAUGGUGGUGGCCAGUGACAAGAAUGGGCAACCCGUAACAGCAGAGGACUUGGGGGUGACAGGCGCCUUGACGGUGUUGAUGAAAGAUGCAAUAAAACCAAAUCUGAUGCAGACCCUAGAAGGGACACCCGUAUUUGUGCAUGCAGGCCCCUUUGCUAACAUUGCUCAUGGUAACUCUUCCGUGCUAGCUGAUAAAAUUGCCCUCAAACUGGUUGGUGAAGAAGGAUUUGUAGUGACUGAAGCUGGCUUUGGGGCUGAUAUUGGGAUGGAGAAAUUCUUCAACAUCAAAUGCAGAGCUUCUGGCCUGGUGCCCAAUGCGGUCGUGCUGGUAGCCACGGUGCGAGCUCUGAAAAUGCAUGGAGGCGGGCCAUCGGUAACAGCUGGUGUCCCUCUAAAGAAAGAAUAUACCGAGGAGAACAUCCAGCUGGUGGCUGACGGUUGCUGUAACCUACAGAAGCAAAUUCAGAUUGCUCAGCUCUUCGGGGUUCUUGUGGUGGCCCUGAAUGUCUUCAAGACGGACACCCGCGCAGAGAUUGACUUGGUGUGCGAGCUUGCCAGGCGGGCCGGUGCCUUUGAUGCUGUUCCCUGCUAUCACUGGUCACUUGGGGGAAAAGGGUCGGUGGACUUGGCCCAGGCUGUGAGAGAAGCUGCGAAUAAAAACAGCCAUUUCCAGUUCCUGUAUGAUGUUCAGCUUCCAAUUGUAGAAAAGAUAAGAACCAUCGCCCAGACCGUCUAUGGAGCCAAGGAUAUUGAACUCUCUCCUGAGGCACAAUCCAAAAUAGAUCGUUAUACUCAACAGGGUUUCGGAAAUCUGCCCAUCUGCAUGGCAAAGACGCACCUUUCUCUGUCUCACCAACCUGAGAAAAAAGGGGUGCCAAGGGAUUUCAUCCUGCCUAUCAGUGACGUCCGGGCCAGCAUUGGUGCUGGCUUCAUUUAUCCUUUGGUGGGAACGAUGAGCACGAUGCCUGGGCUGCCCACUCGGCCCUGUUUUUAUGACAUUGACCUUGAUACAGAAACAGAGCAAGUUAAAGGUUUGUUCUAAUGGAACAAGGCCUUCACAGGACCCAAUCCAGGCUCGUUGUACACAAGUGGCCCCUCGCCUUUUUGCCACAGUUGGAGAAGAGAAUGAACUGGAACACACUUGUUAUGAAAUGUCAGAGAAAGGGUGAACUAGACCAAAGAUCGCUUCUUCAUUCAGGACCAAUUCUGUCAGAACCUAGCGUAGCGUUCAGCUAAAGGACCUCCACCACAUGGAAAGAAAGUAAUUUAUUUUCUGUUUCUGCAGAGUUUACACUAUUUCUACUUUAGAUGUUUAUUUUGUGGGGACUGUCAGAUUACCAGCGUGUGAAGUAAAAGGUGACAU